AUGAAUUCAGUGAAGAAUUACACCCCCUCUCCCAAGGCUAUUAGCGAGGAGCUCGCCCACAAGGUCGACUUCUUCGACCCCAUGGCCGAGAACCGUACAAUGGGCGCCAUCAACACCAUGGCCCUCUAUACAACGGCCCUCCUCGGCUACGUCUCCUUCUUAUCCAGCAGCCCAGUCAUCACCCUUGCCACACCAUCUCUCGCCUCCCAGGAGGAUAACUCAGAUCUCGACGACGACAUCAUCCCUAAUGGCUCCUUCUUCGCCAAAGGACAACAGCGAGCCCACUUACACCAACUUGAGCGACACGACUUCUUUAUAACCUCCAUCAAGGGAAUUACGCCCCCGCCAGCUCCUUCUUGUGCUAUCUGUGGCAGCCCCGUCAUGGACUCUGUCAUCAUUCAUUCGCACACCCUUCCCAGCAGCCCCGCCGUCGAUUUUUCUCCCAACUCCCCUAACAACCUCUUCACCCUCUCUGACCUCGAACAUCGCGAUCCUGAUUACAUACAAGCCGACUCCAUCAUCUACGCCAACGACAGCACUUGGAGAUGGUGGAAUUUCUUGCUCGAAGGUCAUCCCUAA
Molecule: messenger RNA, 579 nt
Organism: Aureobasidium pullulans EXF-150
Lineage: Eukaryota; Fungi; Ascomycota; Dothideomycetes; Dothideales; Saccotheciaceae
Exons: 2
Coding region: 1-579 (192 amino acids)
Source: RefSeq, a predicted model, not a curated record